Molecule: messenger RNA, 2061 nt
Organism: Phaedon cochleariae (mustard beetle)
Lineage: Eukaryota; Metazoa; Arthropoda; Insecta; Coleoptera; Chrysomelidae
Source: the annotation of a GenBank genome assembly
AUGCAGGUUUCAGAUCCAAAUAACGUGAAAAUCUAUAAUCUCAGUGUUGGAAAAUCUCUGCCAGAGUGGUUGUCAGAGCGAAAACGGAGAGCACUAUUGAAGAAAAAUGUGGAUAUCAGACGAAGAAUCGAACUUAUCCAGGACUUUGAUAUGCCAGGGCUUAGCACGACAGUGAAAGUAUCGAGAGAUGGACAAUACAUCCUAGCUACAGGUAUUUACAAGCCCAGAGUGAAAUGUUUUGAUGUAAACAAUCUUUCAUUGAAAUUCGAGAGAUGUUUUGAUUCAGAGGCAGUUACAUUCGAAGUGCUGAGUGAUGACUACAGUAAGUUGGUGUUUCUCCAGUGUGACAGGUACAUUGAAUUUCAUGCUGGUUAUGGCCGGUAUUAUAGGUUGAGAAUACCAAAGUUUGGUAGGGACAUGCAGUAUCACUAUCCUUCAUGUGAUCUAUUUGUUGUUGGUGCUUCUUCUGAAGUGUAUAGGUUGAAUUUAGAACGAGGACAAUUCAUGACACCUUUUAGCAGUAAUGCCUCUGCUAUAAAUAAAUGUGCAGUGAAUCCAAUGCACCAUUUAUUGAUUUGUGGCACUCAAGAAGGUAAAGUUGAAGCCUGGGACCCUAGAAGUAAAAGUAUGGUUGCUAGUUUGGAUUGUGCUUUUGCCUGUGUACAAGAAAAUAAGGAGUUGGAAGGAUUUCCAUCAGUAUCAGCUUUAAAAUUCAAUGGAGCACUUCAGUUAGGUGUUGGUACUACAACAGGACAGAUAUUGCUUUAUGAUAUAAGAUCAAAUAAGCCUUUUUAUAUGAAAGAUCACAUGUAUGGGUUGCCUAUUAAAGAUGUGGAGUUUCAUCAUCAGCAGGAUUUGGUUCUAUCAUUGGAUAGUUCUAUUUUGAAAAUUUGGGACAAAAAUAAUGGAAAGUUAUACACCUCUAUUGAAGCUUCAACAGAAUUUAACAAUCUUUGUACUGUUCCAAAUACUGGGCUAAUAUUUCUUGCAAAUGAAAACACAAAAAUCCAAACUUACUAUAUACCUAGUAUGGGCCCUGCCCCUAGAUGGGCUAGUUUCUUGGAUUCUCUAACUGAAGAGUUGGAAGAAAACAGUGCUGAGAAUGUAUAUGAUGACUACAAGUUUGUCACUAAACAAGAAUUAGAGAAUUUAGGACUGGAUCAUCUCAUAGGCACUAAUCUCUUGAGAGCCUACAUGCAUGGAUACUUUAUGGAUGUACGGUUGUACAAAAAAGCGAAAUCGGUUGCAAACCCGUUCGAAUUCGAGGAAUACCGCAAAAAGAAAAUCAGAGAAACCAUUGACAAAGAUAGGGCCAACAGAGUUCAAAUCAAUAAGCUCCCAAAAGUUAACAAAGACCUUGCCCUCAAGCUCAUGGACGAUGAAAAUAAUAAAAAGAAAAAAGCUGCUGCAACUUCACUAUUGUCAGACAAUAGAUUCAAAGCUCUUUUCGAAAAUCCAGAUUUUGAAGUUGACAAAAAUACUGACGAAUACAGGCUGCUCAAUCCUGUCUUAUCUAGGUUAGAUAAGGACAAAAUGAAGAAACUGAAACAGAAAUUCGUAUCUCAAGAUUUUGAACCAGUAGAGGAGGAAAUGGAGGGUAAAAAUAGUUCAGAUGAAUCAGAAGAUGAAACUGGUGCUGAAGAAAGUUCAGAUGAUGAACACACAUGGACCAAAGACGUAAAAAAACAGCACCGAAUCAUCCAGAGAGAGCACAAAGCAAAGGAAUGGCAAGAAGAGAAAGAAAGACGCGAGGAAGAGAGUAAAAAUCAGCUGAAAUUAUAUGAAAUUAGGCAGGGUGAAGAAUUCAAAGGAAUUCAUAGUCUCAAAAGGAAAAUUAAUAAGGCCUCUUUGAGUGAAAGAUUGGCCGCUGAAGAUACUUCUGUAAAACUAGUAAACUCUGUGGGCAAUAGAGAAAUGACGUUUUCAACAAGGAAAAAGAGAAAUGCUUCUAUUGAUGAGCGAAACAAGAGACACAGAGAAGAAAGAAGAAAACUAGUGAGGCCAACUCACGGGAUCAAAUCUUCACACAAAUCGAAAUUUUUUAGUGCAAAACGAAAAUAA